Rotaria sordida is the source of this 312-nucleotide messenger RNA. NCBI's taxonomy places the organism in Eukaryota, Metazoa, Rotifera, Eurotatoria, Philodinida, Philodinidae. The record is from the annotation of a GenBank genome assembly.
AUGUUAGCACCUCGAACACAUUUGAAUGCUCGUAACAAGCAGAUAUAUAAGCAAUAUUUACGGGAACAGUUUCAUGAAUAUAAGCAUCUGAUUAUUAGUCCAUUUGUACUUGUUAUUAUCGGUGUACCUCGUCUUAUAAUUUCAUUUCCAUCUGGAUGCAUGAAAUCUGUUCGUAAUCCAUGGUUAUUUCUCUUUGAAUAUUUUAUUUCAUUUUUACCAUCAUUAUUAAUUCCUCUUGUUUACAUCUUCCCUUCGGAUACUUAUAGAAAAGAAUUACAAAUUGUUAUUCGACAAUGUUUACAUCGAAGUUAA